AUGGAUAGAAGGAAUUGCUCCUCCUUGACUGAAUUUAUUUUCUUGGGAAUUACUGAUAACACUGAGAACAAAGUGAUCCUAUUUACAAUGUUUCUGCUUGUUUAUCUCAUCAUUCUUCUGGCAAAUCUUGAAAUGAUGAUCCUGAUUAGGAUGGAUCACCAGCUGCACACAACCAUGAUGGACCCCCAGCUGCACACACCCAUGUACUUUUUCCUCAGCCAUCUCUCCUUCUGUGACCUCUGCUAUUCCACAGCCAUUGGCCCCAAGAUGCUAGUGGACCUAUUUGCCAAGAACAAGUCAAUCUCUAUCCAUGGUUGUGCCCUGCAAUUCUUGGUCUUCUGUAUCUUUGCAGAUUGUGAGUGUCUCCUGGUGGCAGUGAUGGCCUAUGACCGGUACAAGGCCAUCAGCAGCCCCUUGCUCUAUGCGGUCAGCAUGUCCAGCAGGGUGUGCUCCCUGCUCAUGGCUGGGGUUUACCUGGUGGGAGUGGCAGAUGCUCUGAUACACACGACAUUAGCCUUCCGCUUAUGUUUCUGUGGGUCAAAUGAGAUUAACCACUUUUUUUGUGAUGUUCCUCCUCUCCUGUUGAUAUCUUGCUCAGACACACAGGUCAAUGAGUUAGUGAUAUUCACGAUUUUUGUCUUCAUUGAACUGAGUACCAUUUCAGGAGUCUUUGUCUCUUAUUGUUAUAUCAUCCUAUCAGUUUUGAAGAUCCACUCUCCUGAGGGGAAAUUCAAAGCUUUCUCUAUCUGCACCUCCCACCUAACUGUUGUGGCAAUUUUCCAGGGAACUAUGCUCUUUAUGUAUUUCACACCAAGUUCUUCCUAUUAUCUAGAUCAAGACAAAAUGACCUCGCUGUUUUACACCCUUGUGAUUCCCAUGUUAAACCCUCUGAUUUACAGUCUACGAAACAAGGAUGUGAAAGAGGCCCUAGAAAAAUUGAAAAAUAAAUGGCUUUAA
Messenger RNA from Rangifer tarandus platyrhynchus (Svalbard reindeer), 957 nucleotides. The record is from the annotation of a GenBank genome assembly. NCBI's taxonomy places the organism in Eukaryota, Metazoa, Chordata, Mammalia, Artiodactyla, Cervidae.